Messenger RNA from Phytophthora sojae, 2814 nucleotides. RefSeq lists its product as hypothetical. The transcript has 2 exons. The record is from RefSeq and is a predicted model, not a curated record. Gene Ontology annotation, biological process: double-strand break repair via homologous recombination; regulation of DNA-templated transcription. Bases 1 to 2814 code for a protein of 937 amino acids. NCBI's taxonomy places the organism in Eukaryota, Oomycota, Peronosporomycetes, Peronosporales, Peronosporaceae.
AUGGAGGCGGCCGGCGGCGCUGCCGCUCUGCGGGCGGCGUUCGAUGAGCUGCUGGUGUUCGAGCAGGACUUCGACACGGCCAUGCAGAUCCUCAUGUUCCAGGACGAGAAGGUCGCGCGCCUGUCGCUGGAGGACGCGGAGCACGCGCGCAGCCGCCGGAGGGCGACGAGGAACAGAGGCGCCGCGCGCAGCCCCAGCAGGAAGCGCCGGCGCACAGGCGCGUCGCAGUCGGCGAGGGCGGAUCCUCCUAGUCCGCCCUUGAGCGGCUUCACGCAGAGCAGCGAGACCUGGAGCCUGACGGCGAGUGCAGAAGCGUCGCUAGUGGUGGACGCCAGCGCCAGCGAUUUCUUAGCGGCUGCGACGUCGACGCAGAUGAGUGAAAAUGGGAAGAUUGCGCAAGAAAAUGAAGUGGAGGAGUCGGUGGCGUUGAGCGCUGCGACGCAGCCUGCCGGUGGCGAUAUGAGCGGAGCUGGCGGCGCCGGGCGUGGCGGGAGCUCCACGAUGGUGACGAGUCUGUUCACGACGGGGUCCGGACGCGCGGUGUCGGUGUCCAAGGAGCGGCUGCAGGCGUACGAGACGAAGCUGCAAGCGGCGGAGGAGUCGGUGGCGUUGAGCGCUGCGACGCAGCCUGCCGGUGGCGAUAUGAGCGGAGCUGGCGGCGCCGGGCGUGGCGGGAGCUCCACGAUGGUGACGAGUCUGUUCACGACGGGGUCCGGACGCGCGGUGUCGGUGUCCAAGGAGCGGCUGCAGGCGUACGAGACGAAGCUGCAAGCGGCGGAGGAGUCGGUGGCGUUGAGCGCUGCGACGCAGCCUGCCGGUGGCGAUAUGAGCGGAGCUGGCGGCGCCGGGCGUGGCGGGAGCUCCACGAUGGUGACGAGUCUGUUCACGACGGGGUCCGGACGCGCGGUGUCGGUGUCCAAGGAGCGGCUGCAGGCGUACGAGACGAAGCUGCAAGCGGCGGAGGAGUCGGUGGCGUUGAGCGCUGCGACGCAGCCUGCCGGUGGCGAUAUGAGCGGAGCUGGCGGCGCCGGGCGUGACGGGAGCUCCACGAUGGUGACGAGUCUGUUCACGACGGGGUCCGGACGCGCGGUGUCGGUGUCCAAGGAGCGGCUGCAGGCGUACGAGACGAAGCUGCAAGCGGCGGAGGAGUCGGUGGCGUUGAGCGCUGCGACGCAGCCUGCCGGUGGCGAUAUGAGCGGAGCUGGCGGCGCCGGGCGUGACGGGAGCUCCACGAUGGUGACGAGUCUGUUCACGACGGGGUCCGGACGCGCGGUGUCGGUGUCCAAGGAGCGGCUGCAGGCGUACGAGACGAAGCUGCAAGCGGCGGAGGAGUCGGUGGCGUUGAGCGCUGCGACGCAGCCUGCCGGUGGCGAUAUGAGCGGAGCUGGCGGCGCCGGGCGUGGCGGGAGCUCCACGAUGGUGACGAGUCUGUUCACGACGGGGUCCGGACGCGCGGUGUCGGUGUCCAAGGAGCGGCUGCAGGCGUACGAGACGAAGCUGCAAGCGGCGGAGGAGUCGGUGGCGUUGAGCGCUGCGACGCAGCCUGCCGGUGGCGAUAUGAGCGGAGCUGGCGGCGCCGGGCGUGACGGGAGCUCCACGAUGGUGACGAGUCUGUUCACGACGGGGUCCGGACGCGCGGUGUCGGUGUCCAAGGAGCGGCUGCAGGCGUACGAGACGAAGCUGCAAGCGGCGGAGGAGUCGGUGGCGUUGAGCGCUGCGACGCAGCCUGCCGGUGGCGAUAUGAGCGGAGCUGGCGGCGCCGGGCGUGGCGGGAGCUCCACGAUGGUGACGAGUCUGUUCACGACGGGGUCCGGACGCGCGGUGUCGGUGUCCAAGGAGCGGCUGCAGGCGUACGAGACGAAGCUGCAAGCGGCGGAGGAGUCGGUGGCGUUGAGCGCUGCGACGCAGCCUGCCGGUGGCGAUAUGAGCGGAGCUGGCGGCGCCGGGCGUGACGGGAGCUCCACGAUGGUGACGAGUCUGUUCACGACGGGGUCCGGACGCGCGGUGUCGGUGUCCAAGGAGCGGCUGCAGGCGUACGAGACGAAGCUGCAAGCGGCGGAGGAGUCGGUGGCGUUGAGCGCUGCGACGCAGCCUGCCGGUGGCGAUAUGAGCGGAGCUGGCGGCGCCGGGCGUGGCGGGAGCUCCACGAUGGUGACGAGUCUGUUCACGACGGGGUCCGGACGCGCGGUGUCGGUGUCCAAGGAGCGGCUGCAGGCGUACGAGACGAAGCUGCAAGCGGCGGAGGAGUCGGUGGCGUUGAGCGCUGCGACGCAGCCUGCCGGUGGCGAUAUGAGCGGAGCUGGCGGCGCCGGGCGUGGCGGGAGCUCCACGAUGGUGACGAGUCUGUUCACGACGGGGUCCGGACGCGCGGUGUCGGUGUCCAAGGAGCGGCUGCAGGCGUACGAGACGAAGCUGCAAGCGGCGGAGGAGUCGGUGGCGUUGAGCGCUGCGACGCAGCCUGCCGGUGGCGAUAUGAGCGGAGCUGGCGGCGCCGGGCGUGGCGGGAGCUCCACGAUGGUGACGAGUCUGUUCACGACGGGGUCCGGACGCGCGGUGUCGGUGUCCAAGGAGCGGCUGCAGGCGUACGAGACGAAGCUGCAAGCGGCGGAGGAGUCGGUGGCGUUGAGCGCUGCGACGCAGCCUGCCGGUGGCGAUAUGAGCGGAGCUGGCGGCGCCGGGCGUGACGGGAGCUCCACGAUGGUGACGAGUCUGUUCACGACGGGGUCCGGACGCGCGGUGUCGGUGUCCAAGGAGCGGCUGCAGGCGUACGAGACGAAGCUGCAAGCGGCGGAGGACCUGCCGGUGGCGAUAUGA